Molecule: messenger RNA, 381 nt
Organism: Heterobasidion irregulare TC 32-1
Lineage: Eukaryota; Fungi; Basidiomycota; Agaricomycetes; Russulales; Bondarzewiaceae
Exons: 1
Coding region: 1-381 (126 amino acids)
Source: RefSeq, a predicted model, not a curated record
AUGUCGUCUUUGAACUGUUUCCACAGUUACUGUGGGUUGUUGGUGACUGUACGUUGGUCUUAUAUUUGUAUCAUUUUGUUUUCUAAUUUGAGUCCCAUGGAGUUGAUUAUGUCUAUUAGUUUCUUGUUGUGCAUGAGGUGCAAAGGCCAUGUCCACCUUUUUUUACCUAUGUGUGGGGCGUCACUGGGGGCAAAGCGCACGGUUACCAUGUCAUGGUUAGUUGGUACGUUUGUUGGUCCCAAUUCCCAGUGGAACAGACUUUGUUUGUGCAUAGCUUUUGUGUAUAUUCUGUUGAGUCUUGACAUGGUUCCGGCAUGUGUUCUGAACGUGAACAGGCACUCCAUUGGGAAGGUGUGUUGCCACAUGUCUUGUAGGCCAUAG